Rosa rugosa (rugosa rose) is the source of this 1464-nucleotide messenger RNA. RefSeq names its product GDSL esterase/lipase At5g37690-like. Bases 132 to 1274 code for a protein of 380 amino acids. The record is from RefSeq and is a predicted model, not a curated record. Gene Ontology annotation, molecular function: hydrolase activity, acting on ester bonds. The transcript is spliced from 5 exons. NCBI's taxonomy places the organism in Eukaryota, Viridiplantae, Streptophyta, Magnoliopsida, Rosales, Rosaceae.
UUUCUUAUCAAUCCAACUAGAACUGAAUCUUUUUUGCAACACAACCGUCAUUCGUUGGAGACCAACAGAAUUUUUUUUUUUUUUGGAUUUCUUUGUUCUUUUAACCCACAUCUAUCGAUUUUUCUCUUCUCAUGGAAAACAAAUGGGUUCUUCCUCUAGCCCUAUCCUUGUUUAUAACUGUUCUUAGCUUGGCAGCAGCAGCUAAGCCAGUACUGCCACCAGUCUUCAUAUUUGGUGAUUCAACAGCAGAUGUCGGCACCAAUAACUUCUUGCCGGCUAGCAAGGCAAGAGCUGACUUUCCCCCCAAUGGCAUUGACUUUCCUCGCACCUCAAAACCCACCGGAAGGUUCAGCAAUGGCCUUAACAGUGCUGAUUUUCUUGCCCGGCAUUUAGGUUACAAGAGAAGUCCAAGCCCCUUUCUUUCUCUGAAAACUACUUCUCUUCAAAAGAAGAAGUUUAAUGGUAUCAACUUUGCUUCUGGAGGGUCUGGUCUUCUUGACAUAACUGGACACACAAUGCUGACAUUGAUGAAGUUUGGAACUGGAAAUAUUCCAUUUGGUGCCUCAUUCAAAAACCAGAAAAAAGUUAUCUCAUUAACAGAGCAGAUACAGCAAUUUUCAUCUGUCAAGAACAAUCUUACGGCCUUGAUGGGUGCGGUAGCAACUGAGAAGUUUCUUAAAGAGUCUUUGAUCUUCAUCAGCACCGGCAGCAAUGACCUUUUCGGAUACUACCAUUCAAAGAGUUCCAUUCCGAAGGAAAAGUUUUUGUCCUCUUUAGAAGUAGCUUAUGAGAAUCACUUGAAGACUCUAUACAAUCUUGGAGCAAGGAAGUUUGGCAUCAUCAGCAUUGCCCCGAUUGGCUGCUGCCCAUCUCAGAGGAUUUUCAAUGCUACUGGGGGAUGUUUGGAAGAGCUGAAUGAUAAUGCAAUAGCUUUUCAUUCAAGAUUGGAUGCCCUCUUGUGCAAGCUUAGCUCAGAAUACAAGGGCAUGAAGUACUCACUUGGAAAUUCAUAUGAAAUGACAAUCAAUGUCAUACAAAACCCUCUUCCAUUCAAUUUUACACAAGUGGCAGCUGCAUGUUGUGGAACUGGGAAGCUCAAUGCUGAAAACUUCUGUAAACCACAUGCAAAUCUCUGUUCGAAUCGGGAUCAAUACUUGUUCUGGGAUCGAUUUCAUCCAACACAGGCUGCUUCUAAGUUGGCUGCUGUUGCCCUCUACAGUGGUGGACCACAAUUUGUAUCCCCGAUUAAUUUUUCUCAGUUGGCCAAGGCUUAGAGCAAAGCCUAUCUAUUUGGUCAUGACUUGAUAUUAUGUCUGCAGAUGCAACUGUUUUUACUUCUGCUUUUUAAUUCACGUACUGUUCUUUUAUGCAUGCAUUGUAAAUUUUGUUUAUAAUAAUGCAAGUAGAUGUUGAUUCUGGUUUUGAAAAGUUCAAUCUGUAAUGAAGACUUCAUUUUUAAUAUCA